AUGGGUAUUGCAACAAGAUCUUUAAAAAGUAAUGGGCUAUGGUGUUAUAUCCUUUUGCCUUUAAUUUUACUAAAUUAUACAAUUAUGUAUAAUACAAGUGUAUUAUACCAAACAGUAGCAUUCAUAUCAGUGGGGUUAUUUUUUCACUGUAGUCUUUUUAUUCUCUUCCUAUCACUAUCUGGUAACAUAAUGUUGGAGACAGAUUUUGGAGGUUGUGUGGCAUGUGGUUUGAUAUCAACUAUGCUUAUUUAUGCAUUUACAAAUCAAGAUUUAAUGAUUUCUUUAGUCAUAACAAUGUCAUGUGUAUUAUUAUUUAGUUAUUUAUUAAAACUUGUUCUGAUAAAUUUUCCUAAAACAUUUACCGUGGGUGAGGCAAUGGUGGUUGUACAAAGUAUACCUCUGUUUGUAUCUGCAACAUCAAUUCAAUAUGUACAAAGUAUGUUAAAUGGUGUUAAUGAAGAAUUUUCAUUUAUAAAUACUAUUGUAUUUACAAUAUUAUUAACAACUGUAUUGAUAAUAACAUCAAUAUUUAUGUUAAAUGUUGAAUACAGAACUGUCAACACUAUAGUAUCUAUUGUAAUAGCAGGUGCUAUAGUUUUAUUACUCAAAUGGCAUAUUAUAUUGGGACCAAAUUGCUUGUUUGAUAUAUUUGAGUACAUUUUCAUGGAUUACACAAGGUUUAAAUUGUUUCUGUUUUGGUUAUCAUUAUUGUUGGUAUCAAUACUUGUGAUAUGGAUCCAAACAAGGACCGUGGUUAAGGCAAGCACAGUGACAAGAAAGACAUUCCAUAUAUUGGCUUCUAUUGUGUUCCUGAGCGGCUUAUUGACUGAUAUACCAUUGAUGACCUUGGCAUCUGGAGUAGGUUUAUCUUUGCUAGUGUUUGUUGAGGCUCUAAGGAUAGCAGAAAUUGAAACGAUCUCACCCACUCUUCAAUCAGCCUUUGUUGUCUAUUGUGACGAAAAGGACAGAGGCAUAUUUGCGAUGACACCGCUGUAUUUAUUCGUGGGUCUUGCUUGUCCUAUCAUCUUAGUUCCGGAGCCUGUCAGCCUGGACCUAUUGGCUGGAGUGCUCGCGGUCGGUAUAGGAGAUACAGCAGCUAGUUGUGCUGGAGCUACCUUCGGGAGGUAUCGCUGGUCAAAUAACAACCGGACUUUAGAAGGGACAGCGUUUAAUAUCUUAUCACAAGUUGCAGUUGUGUAUUUGUUGGUGUUUUUCGAUUUUAUAGACGUUCCAAACGCACUAAUACGUACUGUAUUCGCGUCGACUACUUCAGCGUUAGUAGAAGCAAAGACCGAUCAAGUUGACAAUUUAGUUCUACCUCUUGUUACAAUAUUAGCAUUUCAAGCUACUAACUUUCUCUCAUGAUUUGUAUUGUUUAAAUCUCGAUACUUUGUUUCCUUCGUUUUAUGUUCUAAGACUUACGAUGAAAUCCUAUUAGCGUAAUAAAGUCGAACCUGGAUAAGCGAGAACUUGAUAAAUGAGAAAUCUCUAGUCGAGAGAGUUAAUGUCUAGUCCCGAGAAACGACCACAAUAAAGAAAUUCAGCUUAGAGAUUUCUCUCUAAGGAAGGUUUCUUAAAGGUUUCCCUUUGUAAGCGUGAAAAAUAUAACGUUUCCUUGGACUCUCCUUUAUCUAGGUUCGACUAUACAACAUUUGUCUUUUUUUAUGACACUUGGGACAAUUUCUGACCCCACAAUAACUAACUAUGGGAAUUUCAAUGGAUUUAUAGAGUUUUUUGUCAUACAAAGUCGAUGUAUGAGUGAGAA
Papilio machaon (common yellow swallowtail) is the source of this 1765-nucleotide messenger RNA. RefSeq names its product dolichol kinase (gene Dolk). The transcript has 9 exons. Lineage: Eukaryota; Metazoa; Arthropoda; Insecta; Lepidoptera; Papilionidae. The record is from RefSeq and is a predicted model, not a curated record. The coding region runs from base 1 to 1365 and encodes 454 amino acids. Gene Ontology annotation, biological process: dolichyl monophosphate biosynthetic process. Gene Ontology annotation, molecular function: dolichol kinase activity. Gene Ontology annotation, cellular component: endoplasmic reticulum membrane.